This is a messenger RNA of Chelonoidis abingdonii (Abingdon island giant tortoise), 2513 nucleotides long. The record is from RefSeq and is a predicted model, not a curated record. Lineage: Eukaryota; Metazoa; Chordata; Testudines; Testudinidae.
UAGGAGGAGACUAGGGCUACACCUCGCGCCGUUAUAUGACGUCAGUGUGCGCCGGUCCGCUCCCUCCGCCCCCUUUGGGAAUUAUGUAGGAUUUUUUCCAGGAGUUCGCGUUCUAUCGGUGGAACGCUGGCGAUUGAUGUAUCGCGCGCCCCCACCAUCACCGGAGCGCUGCAGUCGCGGGCCCCAGGCUGCGUUCUCAGCUGUCUGCACUAGGGGCUGGUUGGCCCUGCGGCUUCUCCUGGGAUCUGAUCAGCCCGGCUCCUCCGGCUGCCGCGGCAGGUGCUUGCCCAGGUGGCUCGCCCUGCUGCCUGCCCGGUUGCAGAAACAGCCGGAGGUUCUGUAGUGCGUGGUUGUGCAGCCUACUCGUCCGUCUGGGAUCUUGGUUAGGGCAAUUCGGUGUGUUAUAAUUGGCUUCCUUUGGCUGCUGUGCAUGGGCCUGCGUGAGUCCUGCCAGCCUUUGUUUUCUUGGUGGUGAGAAGAGGGGAGCAUGGCAGCCUCUGGGUCGGAAAAAAGCAACAAGAAGAAAACAGAGAAGAAACUUGCAGCCCGAGAAGAAGCUAAAUUGCUGGCGAGCUUUAUGGGAGUCAUGAAUACCAUGCGAAAACAGAAAACUCUCUGUGAUGUCAUUCUCAUGGUACAGGAAAGAAAGAUCCCAGCUCAUCGUGUUGUGCUUGCUUCAGCCAGUCACUUUUUUAACUUGAUGUUUACUACAAAUAUGCUUGAAUCAAAGUCCUUUGAAGUGGAGCUAAAAGAUGCAGAGCCUGAUAUUAUUGAACAGCUUGUGGAGUUUGCUUAUACUGCGAGAAUUUCCGUUAAUAGCAAUAACGUCCAGUCUUUACUAGAUGCAGCAAACCAGUAUCAAAUAGAACCUGUGAAAAAAAUGUGUGUGGAUUUUUUGAAAGAGCAAGUGGAUGCUUCAAACUGUCUUGGUAUAAGUGUAUUAGCAGAAUGCCUAGACUGUCCAGAACUGAAGGCCACUGCAGAUGACUUUAUCCAUCAACAUUUCACUGAAGUUUACAAGACAGAUGAGUUUCUACAGCUUGAUGUUAAACGUGUGACACAUCUCCUGAACCAGGACACACUGACUGUAAGAGCAGAAGAUCAGGUUUAUGAUGCAGCAGUCAGGUGGCUAAAGUAUGAUGAACCUAACCGCCAGCCAUACAUGGUUGACAUCCUUGCUAAAGUCAGAUUUCCUCUUAUAUCGAAGAACUUCUUAAGUAAAACCGUACAAGCUGAGCCACUUAUUCAAGAUAACCCUGAAUGCCUUAAAAUGGUGAUCAGUGGAAUGCCGAUAUCCAUUGUGUUCCAGAGGACCAGAAAGAGAGUGGAAGGGCAGCGGAAGAAGGAAAAAAAAAUGAUUAUACCGAUGCUUAUUUGGAGGAAACAAGUCGUUGCAGAUGAUUUAAUAAGUGAAAAUCUUUAUUUGAAAACUCUCACUCCAGGUAGACGUUACCUGUUCUUUGUAAUACAGGAUUACAGCUGGACAGACAUCCGAUGUCCCUUUGAAAAGCGCAGAGAUGCAGCUUGUGUCUUCUGGGACAAUGUAGUUUAUAUUUUGGGUGGCUCCCAACUCUUCCCUAUAAAGCGAAUGGACUGCUACAAUGUGGUGAAGGACAGCUGGUAUUCCAAACUGGGACCUCCAACGCCUCGAGAUAGCCUUGCAGCCUGUGCUGCGGAGGGCAAAAUUUAUACAUCUGGUGGUUCAGAAGUGGGAAAUUCUGCUCUGUAUUUAUUUGAAUGCUAUGAUACAAGAACAGAAAGCUGGCACACAAAGCCCAGCAUGCUGACUCAGCGUUGUAGUCACGGGAUGGUGGAGGCAAAUGGCCUGAUUUACGUAUGUGGAGGAAGUUUGGGAAACAAUGUUUCUGGAAGGGUCCUGAAUUCCUGUGAAGUUUAUGAUCCAGCAACAGAAACGUGGACUGAGCUAUGUCCAAUGAUAGAAGCCAGGAAGAAUCAUGGGCUGGUCUUUGUAAAAGACAAAAUAUUUGCUGUGGGUGGACAAAAUGGCUUAGGUGGCCUAGACAAUGUGGAAUAUUAUGAUAUUAAGAUGAAUGAAUGGAAGAUGGUGUCGCCAAUGCCGUGGAAGGGUGUAACAGUGAAGUGUGCUGCUGUGGGCUCUAUAGUCUACGUCCUGGCUGGCUUUCAGGGUGUGGGCCGAUUAGGGCACAUCCUUGAAUAUAAUACUGAAACAGACAAGUGGGUGGCCAACUCCAAAGUCCGUGCUUUCCCAGUGACAAGUUGUUUAAUCUGUGUUGUUGAUACUUGUGGAGCAAAUGAAGAGACGUUAGAGACAUGAAAGCCUCAAGGAGAGGUCAGGACAUUUUUCAAAGACUUGGAAAAGAUGCCAUCAGUCCUUUGCUUCUGUGUUUUAUUGAUUCUUGUUAAACUGAAUAAUCUGAAAAACUGAGAUGCAGUCCUCACAUUUGUAUAUACAGUAUGUCAGUUUAAUUUUUACAGAUUGUUUUAAAAGAUGGGAAGUAUUUCAAGAUUUCACUAACAUAGUUGAGAACACA